AAAAUACAAAAAGGUCUCGCUAAAAACAAAUUUCAUAACAAAUUGGAAAGAAAAAGUGAUAAAUUGGCAUUAAUUGUGAUAAAAAAUCGCAAAAAAAGUAAAAAACACUCGAAAAUAUUCCAAACAUGAAUAUAAAUUUGCCGGAUUUGAAAAAGUUUGCAAAAGAAGCAGGCAAUCAAAUUUCUUCUAAUUUUCAGCGCGUAGUGCAAUUGACUGAGGAGAAACUUGGCACUGCUGAACGCACCGAAUUAGAUUCACAUUUUGAGAAUUUAGCUGAGCGCGCGGAGUGUUCCCGAAUAUGGACAGAAAAAAUCGUCAAAGAUACCGAAGCGGCGCUCAUUCCGAAUCCGGGAUAUCGCGUGGAGGAUUUCAUUUUCGAGAAAAUCGACAAACAAAAACCCACGCGUUUGAGCAACAUGGAGUACUUGGGUUUGGAUAUGAUUGAAGCAGGCGGCGAAUUUGGGCAAGAUGGGCCCUAUGGCAAGGCAUUGAUAAAAACGGGACAAGCAGAACAGAAAUUGGGACAUAUUGAACGGGAUUUUAUCAAUGCGAGCGCCACGUGCUUCACACAGCCCUUGCGACGCUUCUUGGAUGGCGAAAUGAAGACAAUUAUCAAGGAAAAGGGGAUCCUUGAGUCGAAGAGAUUGGAUUUAGACGCCUGCAAGAAUCGCGUUCGCAAAGCACGAAGCAUGCUUGGACAACAAACGGCCGAAAAGGAUCUCCGUAUCGCUCAAUCCGAGUUCGAUCGACAAACGGAAAUCACAAAAUUGCUGCUCGAGGGAAUUUCGACGUCGCAAGCCUCACAUUUGCGACACUUGCAUGCGUUCGUCGAGGCGCAAGUCCGUUACUUUAAUCAGUGCAAUAAAAUAAUGAAUGAUUUGCAGCGGGAACUUGCCAGUUUGGGAGGCCCGCAGCCAUACGUUCCCGUGCAAGGUUUAGAUGAAGAUACGGCAUCGCAGAAUCCAGGAGGCACCGUCGACUUAAAUGGCAUCCAAUUUCGUCGGGCACGCGUUUUGUGCUCUUACGAUGCGAAAGAUGGCACAGAGUUGAAUUUGACUGCCAAUGAGAUAAUUUUCGUCACCGAAUGCGUUCCCAACAACCCCGAUUACAUGACAGGCAAACAAGGGCUCGUGCGUGGACUGGUUCCGAGAGCAUUCUUAGAGCUACUUAGCGAUUAAAUUCUCACGUUAAAAAUCGAUUGUAAAUUUUUGUUUUUGUAAUUAUUCUUAAGUUUUGUGUCUCUCGCAUGUUCGCCAUCAUGAAAAACAAAAAUAAAAAAAUUAGACGUUGCAAUUAAAAAAAAAAACUAAAAUAUAGAUCGUAAGGAAAAAUUUUAACACAAGGCACCUUUUUUGUUAGAAAUUAAUUUAAAAAAAAAAAUGUUAAGAACUUAUUAAAUAAGACACAUGCACUUCCAAGCGAUACAAAGCAUAGUCCAGAUAUACGUAUCUAUAAAAAAAAAAAGAAAAUUUAGUCAACUUGGAUUUUACUUGAAUUAUUAUUAAAAAAAUAUUUAAAAAUUGGUCAAAUAAAAAAAUUAACGAUCGUGUGAAGACAAUAUCUAGAAAGAAAAAGAAAAAAAAAUAUUUAUUAUUAUUAAAAAAAAAAUUAGAGAAAAGUUGAUGUUUUUUGCUUAUAAAUUAUAAAAAAAAAAAAUAAUUAAAAAUUAUCGUUCACUGCCGUUUAAAUGGCUUGAAAGAUUUUUCCCUCAACAGCUUAAAAAAGUCUUAAAUCGAAUAUAAUUUUAAUUAAUUAAAAAUAAAUUAAUACCUCAGAUGGUUGCAACGAAACUUUUAAAGAAUGCUCCAGUCAGUCCCGCUUCAACGCAUUCCUCAUUUUUUUAUCGUCAUUAUUUAAGCAUUUAUGUCGCUCAUUAGAAUCAGUGUUCAAUUAAAAAUAAAAAAAAAAUGAGUCAA
Messenger RNA from Culicoides brevitarsis, 1916 nucleotides. It is a transcript of the gene EndoB, whose product is annotated as endophilin-B1. The coding region runs from base 126 to 1178 and encodes 350 amino acids. Gene Ontology annotation, biological process: membrane organization. Lineage: Eukaryota; Metazoa; Arthropoda; Insecta; Diptera; Ceratopogonidae. The record is from RefSeq and is a predicted model, not a curated record. Gene Ontology annotation, molecular function: protein binding. The transcript has 6 exons. Gene Ontology annotation, cellular component: membrane; cytoplasm.